This is a messenger RNA of Oncorhynchus masou masou (cherry salmon), 7301 nucleotides long. RefSeq names its product long-chain-fatty-acid--CoA ligase 4-like. Gene Ontology annotation, cellular component: lipid droplet; plasma membrane; endoplasmic reticulum. Gene Ontology annotation, biological process: long-chain fatty-acyl-CoA metabolic process; neuron differentiation; long-chain fatty acid metabolic process. Bases 3121 to 5130 code for a protein of 669 amino acids. The transcript is spliced from 15 exons. NCBI's taxonomy places the organism in Eukaryota, Metazoa, Chordata, Actinopteri, Salmoniformes, Salmonidae. Gene Ontology annotation, molecular function: arachidonate-CoA ligase activity. The record is from RefSeq and is a predicted model, not a curated record.
UUAGAUUGACUAUAGCUAGUAUACAAGCUAGCUAGGGAAAUGGCUAAGUAAACUGUCAGAUAAUAUAUGUUAUCAUCAUAGCUAUCUUAUUUACAAAAAUGUGUUAAUAUUGAAUAUUCUUAAUAUCCAGUGUACUGAAGUAGUAAGAAAGAGCUAACGUUAGCAAUGCCAACUUCAUUACUGUCUUUGUUUAUGAUCUGGCCAGGCUACAAGCCUACAAGUCGUUUUUAAUUUUAAUAACCAACAGCGCCUAUUAAUAUCAAAUACUUAAAGCGCAUAAUGGUUGUAUUCCACGGCGGGUCUCUGUUUUCAAACAUCACAUUACAGAACAUUUGCGGAACGCCAGUCACCAAAUUCUAUUCCUCGUUGUCCCUCUCAUUUUCAUAAUGAUACCACGAAGCUAGCUACAAAAAGUCUUAAUUUUGAUAUGCCGGAUUCUUUUUAGAUAUGUGAACAGUCUUACAUUUGUUGGGAUAAAUAGCACGACUAUUAUGUUUUUUCUUGAAGCCAUGUCAACGGAGUUGACAGGUGCAGAGGUUACUUUUGGUCAGACAACGACAUGGCCUCGCUCACUGGACCUUUAUUUGAUUUAUUAAUUUGUUCGUAAAUUAAAAGGCAUGUAACAUUGCCUAAUUGUAAAAAACGAAUGAAUGUUUGAGCAAAUGAUUUGAUAGCUAUGUGGGUUAUAUUACAGGUUUAUACUAAAGCGUUGGUGAAUACUCGGUUCUGAUUGGCUAGAAUGGCAUUCUAGAAUAGACAUUAAGUAAGGGAUAAUCGAGGGGCUAUGCGUUCUCUGGAAAAUAAUGAGCAACGUAGAAUGUGUUCCAUAUUACGCUAGCAGAGUGGAACUAACAUUCUAACAUUAAUUAUUUUUCCAGAGAAAGCAUAGAGCCCCGAGUUGAUUAUCACUUUUAUACUAUUGCUAUAAUUGAACACUUACCGCUCGAAAUGGGUUAAUUUGCUGGUAGAAAUGUGUUCAACAUCCACUGAAGUAGCUAGCAAGUUUACUGGACAGUGACAGUAAUCGCCUUGGUAACCAAACAGACUUGCUAGUUUUAGCUAACCAAACCAUCGGUCCGAGCUUGCUAUUAUGAAAAUCCAAUUCAACAAUGCCAAUAAGGUUUUCAAUUCGACUUUUGUUUCAGAAGCAGCUCAAACAUAGAACAUGGAAGAACUAUAUCCAUUGAAGUUUACCGUGCAAAUAUACUGUGGGCUAUAGGGAAAUAAUGCAUGCUCUAGAAUGCCCUUCAAGCCAAUCGGAAAUGAGUAUUCAACAAUGCCAUGGUAUAAUUAAGCAAAAGGCCCCGAGGGGGUGUGGUAUAUGGCUAAUAAACCACGGCUAAGCGCUGUUCUUAUGCACGACGUAACGUGGAGCAUAUUGGUGAAUACCACAAACCCCUUGGGUGCCUUAUUGCGAUUAUAAACGGGUUAUCAACAUAAUUAGAACAGUAGAAAUACAUGUUUUUGUCAUCCCUGUGGUAAUACGUUCUGAAAUACCACAGCUGUCAGCUGAUCAGCAUUCAGGGCUCGAACCACCCAGUUUCUAAAACCAGAUAAUGGGACAGUUAGAAAAUGUAUUGGGUCAGUUGGAAACGUUGGCUAGCUAGCUCGCAAGGCAUAAGCACGUUGCCGUGAAACAUAAAGAACGAACGACUGCAGUCACGUCCAUAAAUAUCGAACGCACGACUGUCGCGUCUCUAGCAAUCAAAAAUAUGAGAGAGUAUGAAUUUGCUUCGAAAAAUGAAAAUAUCAACGAACACUUUUGGUAUAUGUCUGCUUUAGUAUUAUUUUCUUUGGCAACUGUGGUAUAAGUGGGAUAAACACCUCCAUUCUGUACAUGGGGUGGCAGGUAGCCUAGUGAAUAGAGCAUUGGGCUAGUAACCGAAAGGUUGCUAUAUCGAAUCCCUGAGCUGACAAGGUAAAAAUCUGUCGUUCUGCCCCUGAACAAAAUAGUUCACUGUUCCUAAGCCGUCAUUGUAAAUAAGAAUAUGUUCUUAACUGACUUGACUAGUUCAAUAAAAAAAACUUUAAAAAAAACAUUACCUUGGAAAAAUUAAUUCUGCAAAGUGGCGCGUUGCCCAUUAUUUUCAAGGUAAUGUCAGAGAUGAUCCCUUAAGUUGCCAUGAAACAUACAUUUGCAGAUUAUAUUAUAUCCGCAAAUGUUGUACAUGUAUGGUUUAUAUUAUAAUAUGGGUUAUGCAUCAAAAAAUGGUUUAUUUACCAAGAAUGUUCAAUAUCAGUCCUAAUAACAGGAUAGAAAACUAAUGCCAGUCAUCACCCUGUUUUGUAUUGAUACGGUUCUUGCUACAAUUUGUACAGAUGAGGAGUUUGAUGUACAGUGUAGGUUUGUUUCAAGGCUUGAGGUACAGUACAGGUUUGUGUCUUUCUUUUUCUGCCAUCUGUUUUAUAGGCAUAGCAGUAGCAUUGAAUAUUCUAUCUAACAAUACAACCUUGCCAAGAGCCUUGGUCCUACGUUUCAUGCAUCACACAGUAUUCUUCAGUGUGUUAAAGGUCAUUGACCUCAUGCUAUGACAUGCUUCUACGUAAGUAGUAGUAUCCUGUCUGAUGAUGAGGCAGUGGACAUGUUUUUCUUGAAACAGCUGAAAGGAUUUCACUGUUGCUGAUUUGAAAGCGUUAGAGCACAUCAAGAAAAAUAAUCAUGUGGCUUGGAAAAACAUGUCUGUCUCCUCAUUUCUUGGAAUAGAUUAAACUGAAUCUGUGAACACAAUGUUGUGUCAGUCAGUGUCAGUCUAUGUAAUGUGUAUCAGUAUGAGCAACCAGCUGUGUUUGCGUAACAGUUUUAAUAGAUGUGGUCUCUGGAAAUAUAAUGCAAAAAGGGUUAGUCACAGUCAGCCCUGAGUACGUUGAGAUGACUACUGUAGAGAGGAACCGUAUCACUUCCUGUCCAAUAUACUCUCCUAUUGGAUGAGAGCAGUUGUGGGUGGAAGCAGGAGAAUGUAUGUUAGCUCUUUGUGAGUGCAGCUGAGUUAACGAAAAACCUGAGACAGGGAGUGAAGAAUAAACAUCUUGUGUCGAAUAAACAAUAUCUCGACCAGGCUUUUUGUUUAAGGAAAGAGGAAGAGGUGUUGUUAACGUACUUCAGAACAGUAGAAGAAAACCAUGGCAAAGAGAGAGAAAGCUAAGUCCAUCACAGGCAAAGCAGAGGGCCCCUAUCGUUGUGUGGAGAACUUUGACAACCUGGCCCGGGAGGACUUUGAGGGAAAAGACACUCUAGACAAGCUGUUUGAGCAUGCAGUGCAGCGCUUCGGCAACACAGACUGCCUGGGCACCAGGGAGCUCCUAAAUGAGGAGAACGAGAUGCAACCCAGCGGCAAGAUCUUUAAGAAGCUGAUCCUGGGGGAGUACAGGUGGCUGUCCUAUGACGAGGUGGACCAGAUCAUCAGUCAUCUAGGUAGUGGACUGGCAGCCCUGGGCCAGCAGCCCAAGAGUACCAUCGCCAUCUUCUGUGAGACACGAGCAGAGUGGAUGAUCACUGCACAGGCCUGCUUCAGACGCAACUUUCCAUUGGUCACUCUGUAUGCCACCCUGGGGGAGGAGGCAGUGGCCUAUGGCCUGAAUGAGUGUGGGGCCACUCACCUGAUCACCAGCACAGAGCUACUGGAGACUAAACUCAAGAGUAUUUUGCCAGAAAUGCAUAACCUGAAGCACGUUAUCUAUGUGGACAACAAGAGCAUCAGAAGGACGGGUUAUCCAGAGGGCAUUCAGAUCCACAGCAUGCAGGCAGUACAAGAGCUGGGAGCCAAACCUGACAACUUGAGUAUAGCUGUGCAGCGGCCCCAGCCCACAGACCUGGCUGUGGUCAUGUACACCAGUGGAUCCACCGGACAACCCAAAGGAGUCAUGAUCAUCCACAGCAAUCUUAUUGCUGGCAUGACGGGCCAGUGUGAGAGGAUCCCAGGCCUGGGGCCAAAGGAUACCUACAUUGGCUACCUGCCUCUAGCUCAUGUGCUGGAGAUGACUGCUGAGAUCUCAUGUAUGACGUAUGGCUGCAGGAUUGGCUACUCUUCCCCACAAACACUCUCUGACCAGUCAACAAAAAUCAAGAAAGGCAGUAAGGGAGACUGCUCUGUGUUGGGGCCUACUCUGAUGGCAGCUGUUCCGGAAAUAAUGGACCGCAUCUACAAGAAUGUGAUGAACAAGGUGCAGGAGAUGAGCUAUGUGCAGAGGACUCUGUUUAAACUGGGCUACAACUACAAACUGGAACAGAUCAAAAUGGGCUAUGAUGCCCCUCUCUGCAACUUGCUGCUGUUUAAGAAGGUGAAGGCUCAGCUGGGAGGGAACAUCAGGAUGAUGCUGUCAGGAGGGGCGCCCCUGUCCUCCGCCACACAGCGCUUCAUGAACAUCUGCUUCUGCUGCCCUGUGGGACAAGGCUACGGCCUCACAGAGACCUGCGGAGCAGGUACCAUCACAGAGGUGGCAGACUACAGCACUGGGAGAGUAGGAGCCCCCCUCAUCUGCUGUGAGGUCAAACUACGAGACUGGGUUGAGGGUGGAUACACCAGUCAGGACCAGCCCCACCCGCGUGGAGAGAUCAUGAUUGGUGGGCCCAACGUUACCAUGGGUUACUAUAAGAGUGAGCACCUGAACAAUGACUUCUGGGUGGAUGAGCAGGGCCAGAGGUGGUUCUGUACCGGGGACGUGGGGGAGAUUCACCCUGAUGGCUGUCUGCAGAUAGUGGACCGUAAGAAGGACCUGGUCAAACUGCAGGCUGGAGAAUAUGUGUCCUUGGGGAAAGUGGAGUCUGCUCUGAAAAACUGCCCCCUUAUUGAAAACAUUUGUGCAUAUGCAAACAGUGACCAGAACUAUGUGAUAAGCUUUGUGGUACCGAACCAGAAGCAGCUGACAAUUCUGGCCAAUAAGAACGGCAUCAGUGUCGCCUGGGAGGAGAUCUGUAACCACCCGGCCAUGGAGAAAGAGGUCUUGAAGGCCAUCAAAGAGGUGGCUACCUCAAUCAAACUGCAGCGUUUUGAGAUCCCAGUGAAAGUGCGUCUGAGCCCAGAGCCCUGGACCCCUGAGACUGGCCUGGUGACGGACGCAUUCAAACUGAAAAGGAAGGAGCUGAAGAACCACUUCCAGACUGAUAUCGAGAGAAUGUACGGAGGGAAGUAGAGCCACUAUCUGAUCUAACCUAAGAACGGUUUCCUGACAACUUUCACCAGUGAAAUGAGUGGGUGCGUGUCUGAAUGUGUGUGUAUGAUUGUGUGCAUAUGCUUCAACGCACGUGUGAAACUCCACGGCGGGCUGAGUGUUUGUGGGAUUUCGCUCAUCCCUUGUACUUGAUUGAUGAAAUAAGGUCACUAAUUAGUAAGGAACGCACCUCACCUGGUUGUCUGUCUUAAUUGGAUGGAAAAAUCAAAAACCUGCAGACACUUUGCCCUCUAUGGAAUGAGUUUGACACCCUGCUUCACAGCAUUUUGUCUGUGAACUGUAGAAUUGUCUUUCCACGUUGUCUCUUUUGUCACAUUAUGAAUGUCAGUCCAUAAAGUUCAGCACAGAGGGAUCAGCUGGUUAGUUACGGCUAUUUGUGUUGGAGAUCGCACAGCGUUGUGUAAAACGCCAUUCGAAUGCAAGUCUUGUAUUUGCAUAUUGUAAUUUGCCUUUGGUAUUUAUUAUGACAUGUCUGUAAAUACUACUAUUUUUGUGUCUAAUUGAGGUAGGAGUCAUAAUGGCCUUUUCUCAAUGAGAUUUGCUCAACUCUGGAGUCCUCUCUUCUCUGUCCCAGCUGGCCUCCUUUUGAGAAAGGUCAACAUAAUUGAUGAAAACAUUUUUGCUGCCCCCUAGUGAGCAAGCCCCCACAGUGCUGCUGUAUAAAUUGUUUGCUUGUUCUGUACAUAGGAUCACAUUAUUGCCACGCAAAUCCCGAGCCCCCACAAUCCUUUAGGCUAUUGCACAUAGAUCAAACCUGAGUGUAACUUUGGCCAUUUCUGUCACCUGUGCUUGUGUAAUUUGUGUUUUCAUGUUUUGAACCUGCUCAUGACAUUCUUAUAGUGACCCAACCCAAGUAUGUCACGUUAUGUUUUAGAUUUUUCAGAUACGAGGUAAUUGGUUAAUGUCAUACUUGCUAUGUUACAGCAUGGAUUAUCAUUUUUAUUUGAGCAAAAAUGAAGAUAGUCCUUUAGCCUUCUUUUUCAUGCUGAUCUCUUCCUAUAACUCUGUAUACUGUACAAUAUUUAUAGUCUUAGAUAAUGUUUCAAGUCAUCUUUAUAAUGUACUGUAAUAGUUCUACAUUUCUGACCUAUGGAUAUGCCAACUUAAUAGCCUAUACUCUUAAAUAAUUUGACAUUUUGUGACAAAGUUUAUGGGGAUAUGAAAUACUCAAUAUAAUUCAAUGCAAUUUUUUAAUUAUAUGAUGUUGAAAAUCCAAUUGAGUUGCAUGUGUAAAGAACUUCUAUUUAAAAUAUUUUGUAUGUAUAUGAAGGUCAAGUUAAACGUUGAACCAUUUUACAUUUUUUGGAUGAAUUUGUACUGUUGAACUGUUUUAAAGGUCACAAUUGUGCUUCUUGAAACUUUGUGUGAAACCUUAAUGAAAAUGCUGUGUAUCAGCAAGUUUGCGUUAUCAUUCGGAAGCUGUUUAAUGUGGCAUAUAAUGCAGUAGAAGAGAAUUGAUGGGGUUGUGACAACUGAAACGUGCAAAUCAAUGCCAAAAAUAAUUUUCCAGGAUGCAUUGCAUUCAUAACAUAUAUAAUACCAUUUAACGAUUUUGCAAAUAUCCCCAAUGGCCAACACAUUGGGGUGAAACAUACACUGUUCAAAUGAGCCAUGAUACCACUCUAAUCCAUCGAGUCCUAUCACGGAUAUGUUCCAAUAGGAGUAAGAAAGGUCAAACCAUUUUUUUUUGUGAAGCUUUUAUUAUUCUUAUACUCAGGGUUACAUCCACCAAGAAUGCAACUGCGGUAGUAUUUAUUUUGAGACCAACCUUUAAUCUUACGUUAAUUGUGAAGCACUUAGGUUGUGUUUACAAUGGCAGCCCAAUUCUGAUAUUUUUUCCACUAAUUGGUAUUUUGACCAAUCACAUCAGAGCUUUUUCAGAGCUGAUUGGAUUAAUCAAAAUACCAAUUAGUUCAAACAAGUUUAGAAUUGGGCUGCCUGUGUAAAUGCAGCUUUCUCUCUCCAUUUAUAUUGAUGUGAUGUUUUGUUAAUUUGUAUUAUUUAUUCAAAUGUUAAUAUGUGAAUGAAACAAUGUGUGAUAGGGAUGGGCAGUGUGUACCUUCUGGUUAUGUCAUUUGAAAGUACAUAUUCUUUUUAUAUGAACAUAUUAAAGCUUUCUGCCCACUGUAAAA